Molecule: messenger RNA, 4960 nt
Organism: Vespa velutina
Lineage: Eukaryota; Metazoa; Arthropoda; Insecta; Hymenoptera; Vespidae
Gene: ETHR
Product: thyrotropin-releasing hormone receptor
Exons: 5
Coding region: 3379-4425 (348 amino acids)
Biological process (GO): G protein-coupled receptor signaling pathway
Cellular component (GO): plasma membrane
Molecular function (GO): G protein-coupled receptor activity
Source: RefSeq, a predicted model, not a curated record
AAUAACGUGUAAAAAAUUACUGAUUUAUCAAAAGUCCUCUCUCUUUUAAUCUUUUUCUCUUUCAGAAAUGUGGCGCAUAAAAAAAGAGGAAAUGGAUUCGACGAAACGAAAUGGAUUAACUCCAACGAAAAGGCAAAAAUCUAUCAUUAUUCUGUCACCAUGUAAAUGCCGUUAAUCUAUUCUCCGUAGUUCAAAGAAAAAGAAAUACUUGUAUACACGCAUGUCUGGCUAUGGACCAACAAUAACACAGAAGAACGACUUUUAACAGAAAGCUAGAACGCUUUUUUCGUUUCCGAUUUUCUUUAGUACGAAAACAAGCUCGCCUUAUACAUAUACACAUAUGUAUAUCCAUUUGUCUGUCAAACUUUUCGAUAAAUCAUCGAUGAAUGUACCUAAGUGUAUUAUUUGUGUAUAUCCAAACGUGAGAAGCUUGAAGAAAGUAUUUUUAAAACUUCAAUAAUGCUAGAACCAUGAAUUUUGUUCGUUUGUCGAAUAGUUUCGCAAAAGAUAAAGAUUUCCUGGUAAUAUAUAAACCUGUUUACGAAAGGAUAGAUAAUAUUUGACCAACUACCAAUCUUUAUCGUAAUGUUCGGUCUGCUAUGCGGUAUAUAAAAAUCAUCGAAAUAAGGAGGUUUAUAGUCACGAAUGACGUCAUCGGCUAUGAUACUCAAUCUUUCUAAAAAAGCGCGAAUAUUAUUGAGAAAAAAGGUUACAACAACGUUAUAUCAUUUUAGAUUGAAUUCGUUGUUUAAUUGCGAAUAUUAUGUAGAUAAUCGACAAUGAAGAUCUUUCCGCGUUGAAAAUAGUCUAUUUGUGUAUCGAGAGAAAAAAUGAAAAUAUAAUUCAUUGAAACGAUAUAGGGAUAAUUUUAUGACUACUUUGAGGUCUAAUUUUGGCACAACUAAAAGAGUAGGAGGAAUACCGAGUCAUCGUUGAUCAAUUUUUUGUUUAUUAUCUAGAUGUAUACCUUGUUUAAAAUAGUCGUAACGUUCACCUAACGUUCCUUUUCAUUGUUCAGAUUUUGCAACGCAAAUUUGACUUUUUACUAAUCAAAUUCAUCCUUUUGCGAAUCAAUGAAACGCAAAGAAUGAAAACUUUGCGAGAAUGAAUCAUCCGAAGGAAUAAAUAAAUGUUAAGAUCACUAUCACCUUACAAUUAGUUUUCGUUGCGUAACAUGAUUAUUUUCUUCUGUGUAUCUACAGUGAUUUGAAUAACAAAUACUUUGGUACGUAGUGUAAAUAAACAAGCCAAUCGAAGGUAGAGUUCAGAUGUAACUCCUCCUUCCUAUCGUUUAACAAGGAUAUACUCGAAAAAAAGAAAGAAAAAGAAAAAACACUGGUAUGGGAGAGUGGCUGGUAAGCACGCGUCGUAUAAAAAGCGCAUGCUCGAAAGAAAAGGAGAACGCCGUUUGAGAGUUUGUGGCGGGCCGAGUAUUCCCAUUCAGUUUAUCGGUACAAUUUGUAAGCCACACUUCGCGUUUCUGACAUAACACCCUGUUUACGAUACGAUUUCGUCACGAGUCAUUGCAUCGAUAUGACGAUUGUCUCUUAUUAUCUUUGAUAGUAAACUGAGAAAUUUUCUAAGGAAGAUACACAAAAUUAAAAAGAAUGAACGUUUAGUGAAAAUAAAUGCGACGGAAGGAAGAGAAGUAAAUGAAUAAACGUAAAAACGUUUAAUUUCGGGAUCGUUGGAAGAAGCCAAUGGCAUAUAACCGAGAGAGAAAGAUAAGUAAAGCUCUCUGGGCGUGAAUGAUAUCGAGGUAUCUAAAACUACAACCAUCGAUUCGUAAGGUGAAAAACGACGGGACGGGAGUGAACUUAAUCGUCUGUGAUGAUCGACACGAAGAAGCUAUCUCUCUCGCACCGUGAACACCUUUUUCAUUUUAUAGUUACACUAGGGAGAACUCGAUCUCCAUCGUAGAUUACUCUUAUCGAUUAUUAUUUCGUCCUUUUCCGAUUGAGAUAAAUUAAUUAUCUCGGUUGUUUUUCUUUCUUUUUCUUUUUUUUUUUUUUUUUUUUUUUACUCUUUAUCAUUUUAUAAUUAUUCAAUUGAUUCGCAAAUGUAAACGAUUUCGAUUGGCAUCGAAAUUCAAAUCGAUUCGUUAUAUAUGGGAAGUUAAUCGAUGUUAAUGAGACGUGCCAAGGUAACCGGGGGAGCUUCGAGGACUCGCAGAGAAGUGAAAAGAAAAUCUGAGAAAAAGAAUUCUGAAGAGAUAAUAAUAAUCGGCAUUGGGCUUAUCGAUCUAACCCGAGAGGAUAUCGCGAGAGAGUCGACAGCUAUUGAGUUACGGGAAGCAGUUUAUAAUGUCACUUAACACUCCUGUCUUGAUGCAAGCGGUGGUUACUUCAAGAUCGAGACGAGCUCUACCGUAUGUCAUCACGGUUCGCACCUUAACUUUAUUUUCUCGUUGGGAUUACAUCGUCCUGCUCGUUAACCGUUCUAAAUUUCUCGACACUUGUGUACCAUCGUGUUGUUUAGAAAUAAGACGAACUAAAAACAUAUCCAUGAGCGUAAUGAAUUUCAAUUGUUAAUUAUUAAGUAAAUUAAUAGCGUUAUCGUAACGAUAUAUUGUCGAAGUGUAUCGGAAGAUGGAACGAAAACAAAGAAAAAAACAAGCUAAACAUAUAACGUCGUCCUUUUUCAUUCGACGACAGUCGAAUGAAUUAAAGUGAUUGAUCGUUCGAUCGUUCAAUUGGAUAUUACAGUCGUAUUUUGUAUACGACUCGUUAAUAACUUCGAAUUUUCAUUAACGCACGUACGAAUAAUAAUAAUAAGAUAGGCGCAAUGAAAAUUUUUUAAACCGGGGGAUAGGUGAAUAUGCAAGACGCGCCCGUAUUGCAUGGGGCAUAAGGAAUUCUUCGCCGAGGACGAAAAAAAGAAAGGAGAAAGAGAAAAGAAAAAAGGAGAGGAAGGAAAGAAGAAACGUGAAAAAAAGGGAAAGGUUUGAGAAUUUUUCUCGCGAGAAGAGAUGCUUUCUACGAUGUCGAGCGUCGCACUUGAAUUAAAUUCGUCAUUUUAUACGACCGCCAUUAGAAAUGCCGCUUUGGAUGGAUUUUCAGGUAAAUUUUUAAACAAAGUAAAAAGGAACAAAAAAAAAAGAAAAAAUAAAUAAAUCCAUCUGCGUACGUAUACUUUAAUAGAAAUCCCAGUUUCGCCUUUAGUUUCAGUGAUUGAACCUAAAAAUGCAACUUCGACGCUUUACAUGUUACCUAUGUAUAUUAGGACAACGUCUAUGGUGAUUUGCAUAAUCGUCAUGGCACUUGGUAUAAUAGGAAAUCUCAUGAUCCCAGUUAGGGACUUCUUGCCCAUCCUUUGCAAUAUCCAUUACAUUUUGUAUGAAAUUAAUAGGUACCUUUGGUCGUUCUACGAGGCAAAGACAUGAGAAACAGCACCAAUAUUUUUCUCGUAAAUUUGAGCGUGGCCGAUUUGUUCGUCCUUUUAAUAUGCACGCCGACCGUAUUGGUGGAAGUCAAUUCUGGUCCUCAGGUUUGGCCACUCGGUGAACACAUGUGCAAAGCCGUUCCAUUCGUGGAAUUGACCGUAGCACAUGCCUCGGUUUUAACGAUUUUGGCAAUUAGUUUCGAACGAUAUUACGCGAUUUGUGAGCCACUGAGGGCAGGAUACGUUUGCACGAAGGCCAGAGCGACGUUUCUUUGCUUUCUUGCAUGGGUGGCAGCAGCCCUUUGUACAAGUCCCAUACUCUUGAUGGUAACCUACGAGUUGGAAGAAAUCGACGAUACGUUUAUACCGACCUGUUACACUUCCGCCGAUGCAACAUGGAUGAACGUUUUCGUCCUUACAACGAUAAUCGUCUUUUUCGUCGUACCACUGUUAAUUUUAAUGGUACUUUACACGGUGAUAGCGCUACACCUCAUGGCAAAUCCUGCGAUAAGCCGUGGCCCAGCUAAUAAUUUGUUAAAGUAUCGUAAACAGGUGGUACUAAUGUUGGGCACCGUUGUUUUAUGCUUCUUCCUUUGUUUAUUACCUUUUCGAGCAUUGACCUUAUGGAUAAUCGUAGUACCGCAAGAAAUGAUAAUCAAUCUUGGAAUCGAGGGAUAUUACAGUCUCUUAUAUUUCUGUAGAGUAAUGCUGUAUUUGAAUUCAGCAAUUAAUCCUAUUUUAUACAAUUUAAUGUCUACCAAAUUUAGGGAAGGCUUUUUGAGACUUUGUGGAUUGGGCCCUGCAAGGAAAAGAAAGAAAAAGACUUCAGACAGAACCGGAACGUACACAACUGGUUCGACAAACUGUAGUAGCAGUAAUCAUUCUGAUUUCUGGAGGAGGCAUAGCAGCAAUAAAAGUUGCAAUGUAAAAGUACCUAGUAAUACAUGUACUACUGUGUCCAUCGAAAAACAAAUUAACAUCCCAUUACUCACGGCCGUUGUCACUGGAAAUAUUGUUAAAAAGAAACAGGAAAGUUAUGUUUAAAAACAUUACAAAAAUUUGUAGUAUUCAUUAAUUAGAGAUAUCGUUGUAAAAAUAUAUAUUAUAUUAUAUAUAUACAUAUAUAUACAUAUAUAUACAUAUAUAUAUAUAUAUGUGUGUGUGUGUGUGUGCAUACAUGAACACAGUACUACUCACAUCUAAAGGACAUAAAAAGUCUCCACCAAUUUUAGAACACCAAAUACUUAGUUCUCUAUUUUUUUGUCCCUUUUCUUGUCUUUUUAUCAGUGGAUUAAAAAUAAUUGUAUCGUUGCUAUUAAAAGACUUUUGCGUUAACUUUAAUAUCAUUCCAGAUACAAUACAAUGAAAUUACUACGAAAUUCCACUAAAAGUAUUGUAUGUAAACUGUUAUAAUAUUUAAAUAUUCUUUUGUAAUUAUAAAGAACCGUAGACUAUUGUAAAGUAUUAAGUUUGUAAUAUGUACAAGAAAAGAAAUAACUAGUCAUAGACUUAAAACAUCCAUUAGAAUUAAAAUUUAACAACUCGUAGCAAAGAUCAUUGCUAUAAAUAAAAGAUAAAA